CCUUCAAGGAAUGAUUUCUCAGAAAGAAGCCCUGGACGUUGUUUUCUUCACUGUACUUUCCUUUGGAAUCCUGGGGAACAUGUCCCUUCUUUAUCUACAUGGCCUUAAGUACAUCACUGGUCACAGAAAAAGAUUCAUAAGCCUCAUCAUCAUCAACUUGGCCUUUGCUCAUAUCUUCAUGAUUCUUUUUAGGGGCAUUAUCCUAAUAAUAAACAAGUGGGGAUGGAGAAAUUUCCUAGAUGAGACAAUGGGUAAACUAUUAAAUUACUUCAUAAGAGUGACCCAGAGUCUUUCUCUUUGCAGCACCUGUCUCCUCAGUGUCUUCCAGGCCAUCACCAUCAGUCCCACCAGCCCUAAGUGGGCACAGGUUAAAACAAGAACUCAAAAGUAUAUUCCUUCCUGCUGUAUCCUGAUCUGGAUUUUCAGUCUUCUUCUUGAUAUUGCUGCACCCAUGAAUUACAGUAGUCCAAAGAACAGCAGUAAUGCGCGAUGGAGGAUUGGGCAGAUUUCUUUUGACUUGCAAGCCACGAGCAUUAUGAAAAUUUUAGUUUAUGAGUCAGUUGUUGAUGCUGUGUUUGAGGGUCUUAUGAUCUGCUCUAGUGGCUACAUGGUGUUUGUCCUGCACAGACACAGCCAGCAAGUCCAGCACCUUCACAGCACCAGCCUCUCCCCCAGAGCUUCCCCUGAGACCAAAGCCACCAAAGCUAUCCUGAUGCUGGCCAUCACCUUUGUCUGCUUUAACUCAGCCAGUUCCCCUUUCAUCAUUUAUAUAGCUUCUGCUAAAGCAACUAGACACUGGGGAAUACGUUUCACUGUGGUCUCUCUCUGUUUUAUCCAAUAGUCAGCCCUUUCAUGUUGAUCACCAUUGAAACCCAGAAGCCCAGGCCUUUUCCUGCUCUCUUAG
Phascolarctos cinereus (koala) is the source of this 904-nucleotide messenger RNA. RefSeq names its product vomeronasal type-1 receptor 1-like. NCBI's taxonomy places the organism in Eukaryota, Metazoa, Chordata, Mammalia, Diprotodontia, Phascolarctidae. The record is from RefSeq and is a predicted model, not a curated record. Gene Ontology annotation, molecular function: pheromone receptor activity. Gene Ontology annotation, biological process: G protein-coupled receptor signaling pathway. Gene Ontology annotation, cellular component: membrane.